Messenger RNA from Penicillium paradoxum, 759 nucleotides. RefSeq lists its product as uncharacterized. The coding region runs from base 1 to 759 and encodes 252 amino acids. The transcript has a single exon. The record is from RefSeq and is a predicted model, not a curated record. NCBI's taxonomy places the organism in Eukaryota, Fungi, Ascomycota, Eurotiomycetes, Eurotiales, Aspergillaceae.
AUGGAUUCGGACUCUGAUUCAUACGAGGAUAUCGGGAAACCCUUAGGAAACACUCUUGAGCCGGUCGUCCUCUAUCUGUCAGGCUUAUCUGUCCACGCUGAAGCUGCAAAUCCAACCCCACUUUACCAAUUCAACAGAGAUAUCAGGUCAAUCACGAACAAGGAGUCCUCUGUGGCAUUCGAAAGAGUCCAGCAUGAAGCACCUGAGCUCGAGAUCGGGACCAAGGGCGCUAUUGCAAGCACAUCGCAAAAGCAACAUCUCUUCUACCUCGUGCACCCUGUGAAUGCGCAAUACCGAACGGACAUACCUGCUCGGUACUAUAUAACCUCUGCCGUACCCGAGAUGGUGGGCAAUAUCCGCCUUGAGACUUUCGAGUCACGCUUUCAAAAAAAAUCCUUCAAAGCGAUGUUGAGUCCCAAAAGGACUUAUUCAGAUAAGCCAUUAUUCAACGAGGGCACGCAACAAUCUCUCUUGUUUGAUAUCCACCAAAACAGGAAAACAGGUCGCAAUUGCUAUAAGUGGAGCGACUCCAAUGGCAUACAGGUAGCUGUUGAAGAGAAAGAAGAUGACCGAUAUAAAUUGUCCAUUACGGGGACUCUGUCGCAGGAGUUGAAGGAUGCACUAGUCGCUACAUGGCUAUUGAGGCUGUGGCACGACACGGCUGAAAGUAAAGAAGCUAAAAGGGAAUGUGAGUUGAGCUCCGUUGCAGUUGAAUCCUUCUCAAUGACACCCUAUGUUUUGACUAACUUCUCUAUCUAG